Papaver somniferum (opium poppy) is the source of this 3480-nucleotide messenger RNA. RefSeq names its product helicase SEN1-like. Gene Ontology annotation, molecular function: helicase activity. NCBI's taxonomy places the organism in Eukaryota, Viridiplantae, Streptophyta, Magnoliopsida, Ranunculales, Papaveraceae. The transcript has 9 exons. The coding region runs from base 7 to 3276 and encodes 1089 amino acids. The record is from RefSeq and is a predicted model, not a curated record.
GCAGCAAUGUCAUCUUCUUCGAAGAAAGAUGGCAAUGAAAAAAGAGAUAGUUUGGUUGACCAAGUGUUCUCUUGGUCUCUUCAUGAUAUUUUCAAUCAUAAUCUUUACAAAGAUAAGGUAAACAAAAUUCCAAAGACAUUCUCAUCAGUGAACCAAUACUUGGAUUCAUACCGUUAUCCUCUUCUUGAAGAGACACAUGCUGAUUUCUUGUCAAAUAUGAUGAAUUUGUAUAAGGCACCGAAAUGCAAAAUUCUAUCUGUUGAGAAACAUAAACAUUAUAAACCACCCAGGAACUUCAUUUACACUAUGUUAUUAGAUCAUAUGGGAGAAGAUGGAACACCUGACAAGAACGUAUACAAGCCUCAAGGUUCUGAUAUAAUUGCUUUCUCAGAUGUGAGGCCUGAGCGUGUCAAGGACUUUGUUCGAGUGUCAUAUAUUCCUGCUAUGAUUUUAGGUGUUGAUGAUGAGGAGAUACCUUAUUUGGUAAAAGUUCUUACGUCAAAACCCAUUAUAGUAGAAGAUGAAAACGGUGAAGAGAACCUGAUUAAUGAUCCCCUUUUUGCUGUAUAUCUUAUAAACAUGACAACAAAUCUUCGCAUAUGGAGGGCACUACAUCCAAGUGGCGCCAGAAAUGAAAAUAUUAUCAAGGAGGCUCUGCGGGCUAAUUCCCAGGCUGAAGUUGACUGUAACAUCUGUUCUCAAGAAGCUGAACUGGUUCUCAGCAAAGGCUUGCAGUCGUUCAAUCUCAACGAAUCUCAAUUUGGUGCAGUGUUACGUUCUAUUGCAACAAGUUCAUGUAGUCACAAAAAUUCAGUCAAGCUUAUCUGGGGGCCUCCUGGCACUGGGAAAACAAAGACAAUUGGUAUACUUCUUUGGGCACUUUUAAAAAUGAAAUGUAAGGCUCUUACAUGCGCUCCAACUAACACCGCAGUUGUGGAGGUAACUAGAAGGCUGAUGAGUAUUGUUGGGGAAACCUUGGAAAGUAACAAUUAUGGGUUGGGUGACAUAGUAUUAUUUGGGAAUGAUAAAAGAAUGAAUAUUGAUGCUCGUGGCGACCUUGGAGAUGUUUUUCUUGAUUAUCGCAGUAAGAUACUGUGGGAUUGCUUGAACCCACGCACUGGAUGGGGAGUUCAGUUAAAAUCAAUGAUAUGUUUGCUUGAAGAAGCAUAUCAGCAGUUCCUUGUCUACGGAGAAAAUAAAAAACUAGAGAAAGAGAAAGAUGUUUCUUGUAAAAUGGAGCAAAUGGAAGAAAUAGAAGAGGAAACAGUAGGCCUUUCUGUAACCGUUGGACAAUCUGGUGAAAGUAGCACCGGUGAGGAAGCGGUAAAUGAAGAAUUUAGUGAGUUUCUACUAAAACGGUUUUCGUUGAUAGAGAAAGACAUGAGAUUUUCAAUUGAAUCUAUCUCUUCUCACAUGCCUACCUCAUUCAUUUCUGUCACAAUGGUAAACAAAAUGUACACUACCCUUGAUUUGCUCAAGUUUUUUCGGGUUUCGCUAGUAAAGGAUUCUUAUUCCAAUCAAGAGCUCAAGAAAGUCUUCUCUGAUUCUGAAAUAAAAGAUUGCAGCAGCAAAACAACCUCUGUGUUGCUAUUACGGAAGAGCCGAGUUGAGUGCCUUGAAGUUUUGAGAUUCCUUGAAGAGUUUAAGUUUCCUAAUUUUCAUGAUGUAGGAUCGAUAAAAGAGUUUUGUUUGCAAAAGGCUUGCCUCAUUUUCUGCACUGCUUCAAGCUCAGCCAAACUAAGUACAAUUAAGGAACUGAAGUUGGUAAUCAUCGAUGAAGCUGCCCAACUUAAAGAGUGUGAAUCAGCUAUUCCGCUUCAACUAACUUAUGUCAGACAUGCAAUUCUCAUAGGCGAUGAACGACAAUUGCCUGCAAUGGUUCAAAGCAAGAUUUCUGAAAAGGCUGAGUUUGGUAGAAGUCUCUUUGAGAGAUUGGUGUCACUCGGUCAGAAUAAGCAUCUCUUGAAUAUCCAGUACAGAAUGCACCCUUCCAUAAGUGUUUUCCCAAAUGUUGAAUUCUACAACAAACAAAUAUUAGAUGCUCCAACUGUCAAAGGAAGAACUUAUACCAGAAAUUUGCUUCAAGGGAGAAUGUACGGGCCUUUCUCGUUUAUAGAUGUUUCUUAUGGGAAGGAGGAAUUCAAUGAUAUGCACAGCUGCAGAAAUCCGGUGGAAGUAGCAGUGAUUUCAGCCAUAAUUGAGAACCUUUACAAAGCUUCAAUUGCAAACAAUAACAAAGUCAGUGUUGGGGUUAUAUCCCCUUACAAAGCACAAGUAUUUGCGCUCAUUGAUAAACUUGGCAACAGAUUUGAGGCACACAGUAAUUUCUCAGUGAGUGUUCGAUCUGUUGAUGGGUUUCAAGGAGCCGAGGAAGAUGUUAUAAUUAUGUCUACUGUCAGGUCCAAUGGCAACGGAUCAGUGGGAUUCCUCUCGAAUCAUCAAAGAACAAAUGUUGCUCUAACAAGGGCAAGGUACUGCCUUUGGGUUGUGGGGAAUGGACAAACUUUAAUGAACAGUGAUUCAGUGUGGAGGAAACUAGUGCAAUCUUCUAAGGACAGGGGAUGUUUCUUUAGAGUUGAUGAUGACAAGAUGUUAUCGAAAGCAGUUAUAGACUCCUUGAUUGAGCUUAACCAGCUUGAAGAUUUACUAAACAUGGAUUCUUUACUCUUUAAAGGUGCUAAAUGGAAGGUUAUCUUUGGUGAUGGAUUUUGGAGCUCUUUAUCGGGAAUAAAGAGUGUUGAGUUCCGCAAGAACUUAGUUUCUUUGUUAAUGAAGCUUUCAAGUGGAUGGCGUCAACGUUCUCAAAAAGAAAAGGAGCUCAAAACUAAUGAUGGGGAUGUUGCACAGCUAUUGCAGAGGAACCAGAUCAAUGGGCGUCUAAAUCUACUUUGGACUACAGAUAUUGUCAAAGAAAAGUCAAAUUACAUCCAAGUGCUAAAAAUUUUGGAUAUACUGCCGUCAGCGGAGAUACCUCCUAGACUUGCUAAAAGUCUAGAUGCCAUUUUUCAGAGUUACACAGUCCAAAAAAUGUGCCGCUGCAAGCACAAACGUCUUGAAGGGGUACUAGAAGUUCCAAUGAGUUGGGAGAUCAGUCCUGAUGAUACUAUUGGUGCUGGAACUAAUUAUGAGGACUUGUCAGCUGCACUGGCUUCACUAAAUCUUGCUAAGGAACACAUCCCAAAGAGUCAUGGUUCAAGGGGUCAGAGUUCACGAGCGUCAAAGCCCAGGGGAUUCAGGAACAAGGCUACGUCAAAGCAGGAGUGGCACGUAGUAUAAGAAAGGAUGAUGCGUGAAAGUAGUUCCAAGGAGUUUUUCCUGCAACAUGUCAUAUAGGUUGUGAUUGAUGUUUCCAGCAUUUCUUGUUUAAAGCACGUAAUUUCUAAUUCGAGGAACGGUGUAUUGGAAUUUGUUAUUUUGGUAGAUUAUAGGAAGAUUGUCGUUGUUACUUUAGUCAUCUAUCAGACUGCAAAUAGACCCUCU